AUGGUGACCGCGUAGUUCCUUUUGCUCAGACGUUUGAAAGCUGGCACGGUGAGCGCGCGGCUAAUCGGGUUGUCGUGCCUCCCAUCCUGACUGAAUAUACUGUAACGUGACAAGCAUGGAGCUAAAUGAUGCUAACCUCCAAACCCUCACCGAGUUCCUCAGGAAAACACUGGACCCAGAUCCAGCAGUCAGACGUCCAGCUGAAAAGUUUCUUGAAUCAGUGGAGGGUAACCAGAACUAUCCGUUGUUACUGCUCACUAUGCUGGAGAAGUCCCAAGACCAGGUCAUUCGAGUCUGUGCUGCGGUUACCUUCAAGAAUUACAUAAAAAGAAACUGGCGCAUUGUUGAAGAUGAACCAAACAAAGUCUCUGAUGCAGACCGAACAGCGAUCAAAGCCAACAUAGUCAAUUUGAUGCUAAGCAGCCCAGAACAGAUUCAAAAACAGUUGAGUGAUGCCAUCAGUAUCAUAGGAAGGGAAGACUUCCCUCAGAAAUGGCCCGACCUGCUAACUGAGAUGGUGAACCGCUUCAUAAGUGGAGACUUUCACAUCAUCAAUGGAGUGCUUCGUACUGCACAUUCUCUCUUUAAAAGGUACCGCCAUGAGUUUAAGUCAAACGAGCUUUGGACAGAGAUCAAACUAGUGCUGGAUACGUUUGCCCUUCCUCUGACGGAGCUGUUCAAGGCCACUAUUGAGUUGUGUCAGACUCAUGCUACAGAUGUCAAUGCCUUGAAGGUCCUCUUCUCUUCCCUCACACUCAUCUCCAAGCUCUUCUACAGUCUGAACUUCCAGGACCUUCCAGAGUUUUUCGAAGACAACAUGGAAACGUGGAUGACCAAUUUUCACGGCCUACUAACUUUGGAUAAUAAACUUUUACAAACAAAUGACGAGGAGGAAGCAGGUCUCCUGGAGCUGCUGAAGUCUCAGAUCUGUGACAAUGCAGCUCUCUACGCUCAGAAGUACGAUGAAGAGUUCCAGCCCUAUCUGCCGCGCUUUGUCACGGCCAUCUGGAACCUUUUAGUUUCUACUGGCCAGGAAGUCAAAUAUGACCUGCUUGUGAGCAAUGCUAUCCAGUUCUUGGCAUCGGUGUGUGAAAGGCCACACUACAAGCAUCUAUUUGAGGACCAGAACACGCUCACUAGCAUCUGUGAGAAGGUCAUUGUGCCCAACAUGGAGUUCAGAAGUGCAGAUGAGGAGGCCUUUGAAGAUAACUCUGAGGAAUACAUCCGGAGGGACCUUGAAGGAUCUGACAUUGACACUCGUCGUAGGGCCGCAUGUGACCUGGUGAGGGGCCUCUGUAAGUUUUUUGAGGGCCCUGUCACAGCAAUAUUCUCUGGCUAUGUGAACUCUAUGCUGGGAGAGUACGCCAAGAGCCCUGGGCAGAACUGGAAACACAAAGAUGCCGCCAUCUACUUGGUCACAUCACUGGCGUCGAAAGCACAGACACAGAAGCAUGGGAUAACACAAGCCAAUGAGUUGGUGGAUCUGAAUGAGUUCUUUGUGAACCACAUUCUCUCAGACCUAAAAUCCCCCAAUGUCAACGAGUUCCCAGUGUUGAAGGCAGACGCCAUCAAGUAUGUCAUGAUCUUCAGAAGCCAGCUGCCCAAGGAGCAGCUGCUGCAGGCCGUUCCUCUGCUGAUAAGUCACCUGCAGGCGGAGAGCACAGUGGAGCACACGUACGCUGCCCACGCUCUGGAGAGGCUGUUCACCAUGAGAGGCCCCAACAACUCCACACUUAUCACGCCCGCAGAGAUGGCCCCUUUUACUGAACAGCUGCUAAACAACUUGUUCAAGGCAUUGGCUCUUCCUGGGUCUGAAGAAAAUGAAUACAUCAUGAAAGCCAUCAUGCGCAGCUUCUCCCUGCUGCAGGAUGCCAUCGUCCCCUACAUUCCCACUCUGAUUGGUCAACUCACUCAUAAGCUCCUCUUAGUCAGCAAGAAUCCCAGCAAGCCUCACUUUAACCACUACCUGUUCGAGUCCUUGUGCCUGUCGGUCCGGAUCACCUGCAAGGCCAACCCCACCACGGUCAGCAGCUUCGAGGAAGCACUGUUCCCCGUCUUCACUGAGAUCCUGCAGAACGAUGUCCAGGAGUUUCUUCCCUACGUGUUCCAGGUGAUGUCUCUCCUCCUAGAGAUCCACUCCAACUCUAUUCCCUCCUCCUACAUGGCGUUAUUCCCUCACCUGCUGCAGCCCGUGCUCUGGGAGCGGACAGGGAACAUUCCCCCUCUCGUGCGCCUGCUUCAGGCUUACUUGGAGAAGGGAGGUGCCUCUAUUGCCAGCUCUGCUGCUGAUAAAAUCCCCGGCUUGCUUGGAGUUUUCCAAAAGCUUAUCGCCUCCAAGGCCAACGACCACCAAGGUUUCUACCUGAUCAACAGCAUCAUAGAGUACAUGCCCGCAGAGUCUAUCACUCAGUACAGGAAACAGAUCUAUAUUUUGCUCUUCCAGAGGCUCCAAGGCUCCAAAACCACCAAGUUCAUCAAGAGCUUCUUAGUGUUUAUCAACCUGUAUUGUGUCAAAUACGGAGCCAUUGCACUUCAGGAGAUGUUCGACAGCAUCCAGCCAAAGAUGUUUGGUAUGGUGUUGGAGAAAAUAAUUAUCCCAGAGGUUCAGAAGGUGUCUGGACCGGUUGAAAAGAAGAUCUGCGCUGUUGGCAUCACAAAAAUCCUUACUGAAUGUCCGUCAAUGAUGGACACGGAGUACACUAAACUUUGGACCCCUCUGCUCCAGGCUCUCAUUGGUUUCUUUGAGCUGCCAGAAGAUGACAGCAUCCCGGAUGAUGAGCACUUCAUUGACAUUGAAGACACACCAGGCUAUCAGACGGCCUUUUCACAGCUGGCCUUUGCCGGGAAGAAGGAGCACGACCCGAUAGGAGACGCUGUCGGCAACCCCAAGAUCCUGCUGGCCCAGUCGCUCCACAAACUCUCUACUGCCUGUCCGGGAAGGGUUCCCUCAAUGCUGAGCACCAGUCUGAAUGCAGACGCCCUCCAGUUCCUGCAGGGUUACUUACAGGCAGCCACUGUGCAGUUGGUUUGAACCCGAUGUGAUGGGGUUCACUUAAUAAGGAGUACAAUACACUGCAGGAGUAUCCACUGUGGCCACACGACAGAACUGCUUCAGCUGAAUUUGAAUCUUAAUAGAUUUGGUUUGACUGCUUUCUGAUGGUUUUGCCUGAAUUUAGGGUGUUUUCUCAGAUGCAAGCUGUUUUUAAGGGUUUUUAAAGACAUGACCAAAAGUUGACUCGACUGAAUUGCGGUUUUGCGUUUGAGCCCUUUGUUUGCUGUGUGGCAAAGACUAACAAGGAUUUGGAUUACAAGUUUCCAUACAAUUGUCAGUUUAUUACAGUAACGGCAGCAGCAGAGGUACACUUCAGCAGUAUUGUGGGAACGCUGAACAUCACAAUCACAUGGGAGGGGUUUAUUUAGCGCUUCUUUUGUAUGAUUGAAUUCCUUUUACAUUUUUGAAAAACUGUAAUCUGUGGCUUAAACAUUACAUCAUAUUUUUCUGUUGCAUGUUACCCCGCCAACUGGUCAUUGUCAAGUCUUCGUUUCCCCACUGUUUGUUAAUGUGAAUAAACAGGCACUUGUAUAGCUCUG
Molecule: messenger RNA, 3591 nt
Organism: Gymnodraco acuticeps
Lineage: Eukaryota; Metazoa; Chordata; Actinopteri; Perciformes; Bathydraconidae
Gene: cse1l
Product: CSE1 chromosome segregation 1-like (yeast)
Exons: 25
Coding region: 116-3031 (971 amino acids)
Biological process (GO): protein import into nucleus; protein export from nucleus
Cellular component (GO): nuclear envelope; cytosol
Molecular function (GO): small GTPase binding; nuclear export signal receptor activity
Source: RefSeq, a predicted model, not a curated record